Molecule: messenger RNA, 3597 nt
Organism: Saimiri boliviensis boliviensis (Bolivian squirrel monkey)
Lineage: Eukaryota; Metazoa; Chordata; Mammalia; Primates; Cebidae
Gene: TLR7
Product: toll like receptor 7
Biological process (GO): canonical NF-kappaB signal transduction; defense response to virus; toll-like receptor 7 signaling pathway
Cellular component (GO): plasma membrane
Molecular function (GO): pattern recognition receptor activity; protein binding
Source: RefSeq, a predicted model, not a curated record
ACUUCAUCUCAGAAGACUCCACAUAUAGGAUCAGUCCAUGCCAUCGAGAAAGUUGAUGCUAUUAGGCUCAUCUCAAGCUGAUCUUGGCACCUCUCAUGCUCUGCUCUCUUCAACCAGACCUCUACAUUCCAUUUUGGAAGAAGACUAAAAAUGGUGUUUCCAAUGUGGACACUGAAGAGACAAUUUCUUAUCCUUUUUAACAUAAUCCUAAUUUCCAAACUCCGUGGGGCUAGAUGGUUUCCUAAAACUCUGCCCUGUGAUGUCACUCUGGAUGUUCCAGAGAACCAUGUGAUUGUGGACUGCACAGACAAGCAUUUGACAGAGAUUCCUGGAGAUAUUCCCACCAACACCACGAACCUCACUCUCACCAUUAACCACAUACCAGACAUCUCCCCAGCGUCCUUUCAGAGACUGGACCAUCUGGUAGAGAUCGAUUUCAGAUGCAACUGUGUACCUAUUAGACUCGGGUCAAAAAACAACGUGUGCACCAGGAGGCUCCAGAUUAAACCCAGAAGCUUUAGUGGACUCACUUAUUUAAAAUCCCUUUACCUGGAUGGAAACCAGCUUCUAGAGAUACCGCAGGGCCUUCCGCCCAGCUUACAGCUUCUCAGCCUUGAAGCCAACAAUAUCUUUUCCAUCAGAAAAGAGAAUCUAACAGAACUGGCCAACAUAGAAAUACUCUACCUGGGCCAAAACUGUUAUUAUCGAAAUCCUUGUAAUGUUUCAUAUUCAGUAGAAAAAGACGCCUUCCUAAAUUUGAAAAAGUUAAAAGUGCUCUCCCUGAGAGAUAACAAUGUCACGACCGUCCCUACGGUUUUGCCAUCUACUUUAACAGAACUCUAUCUCCUCAACAACAUGAUUGCAAAAAUACAAGAAGGUGAUUUUAAUAAGCUCAACCAAUUACAAAUUCUUGACCUGGGUGGAAAUUGCCCUCGUUGUUACAAUGCCCCAUAUCCUUGUACACCAUGUGAAAAUAAUUCUCCCCUACAGAUCCCUGAAAAUGCUUUUGAUGCACUGACAGAAUUAAAAGUUUUACGUCUGCGCAGUACCUCUCUUCAGCAUGUGCCUGCAAGAUGGUUUAAGAACAUCAACAACCUCCAGGAACUAGAUCUGUCCCAAAACUUCUUGGCCAAAGAAAUUGGGGAUGCCAAAUUUCUGCAUUUUCUCCCCAACCUCAUCCAAUUGGAUCUGUCUUUCAAUUUUGAACUUCAGGUCUAUCGUGCAUCUAUGAAUCUAUCACAAGCAUUUUCUUCACUGAAAAGCCUCAAAAUUUUACGGAUCAGAGGAUAUGUCUUUAAAGAGCUAAAAAGCUUUAACCUCUUGCCAUUACAUAAUCUUCAAAAUCUUGAAGUUCUUGAUCUUGGCACUAACUUUAUAAAAAUUGCUAAUCUCAGCAUGUUUAAACAAUUUAAAAGAUUGAAAGUCAUCGAUCUUUCAGUGAAUAAAAUAUCACCUUCAGGAGAUUCAAGUGAAGUUGGUUUCUGCUCAAACGCCAGAGCUUCUGUAGAAAGUUAUGAACCUCAGGUCCUCGAACAAUUACAUUAUUUCAAAUAUGAUGAGUAUGCAAGGAGUUGCAGGUUCAAAACCAAAGAGGCUUCUUUCAUGCCUAUCAAUGAAAGCUGCCACAAGUAUGAGCACACCCUGGAUCUAAGUAAAAAUAAUAUAUUUUUUGUCAAGUCCUCUGAUUUUCAGCAUCUCUCUUUCCUCGAAUGCCUGAAUUUAUCAGGAAAUAGCAUUGGCCAAACUCUUAAUGGCAGUGAAUUCCAACCUUUAGCAGAGCUGAAAUAUUUGGACUUCUCCAACAACCGGCUUGAUUUGCUCCAUUCGACAGCAUUUGAAGAGCUUCGCAAACUGGAAGUUCUGGAUAUAAGCAGUAAUAGCCAUUAUUUUCAAUCAGAAGGAAUUACUCACAUGCUAAACUUUACCAAGAACCUAAAGGCUCUGCAGAAACUGAUGAUGAAUGACAAUGACAUCUCUUCCUCCACCAGCAGGACCAUGGAGAGUGAGUCUCUUAGAACUCUGGAAUUCAGAGGAAAUCACUUGGAUGUUUUAUGGAGAGAUGGUGAUAACAGAUACUUACAAUUAUUCAAGAAUCUGCUAAAAUUGGAGGAAUUAGACAUCUCCAGAAAUUCCCUAAAUUUCUUGCCUCCUGGAGUUUUUGAUGGUAUGCCUCCAAAUCUAAAGAAUCUCUCUCUGGCCAAAAAUGGGCUCAAAUCUUUCAAUUGGGGAAAACUUCAGUGUCUGAAGAACCUGGAAACUUUGGACCUCAGCCACAACCAACUGACGACUGUCCCUGAGAGAUUAUCCAACUGUUCCAGGAGCCUCAAGAAAUUGAUUCUUAAGAAUAAUCAAAUCAGGAGACUGACAAAGUAUUUUCUACAAGAUGCCUUCCAGUUGCGAUAUCUGGACCUCAGUUCAAAUAAAAUCCAGAUGAUCCAAAAGACCAGCUUCCCAGAAAAUGUCCUCAACAAUCUGGAGAUGUUGCUUUUGCAUCAUAAUCGAUUUCUGUGCACUUGUGAUGCUGUGUGGUUUGUCUGGUGGGUUAACCAUACUGAGGUGACUAUUCCUUACCUGGCCACAGAUGUGACUUGUGUGGGGCCAGGAGCACACAAGGGCCAGAGUGUGGUGUCCCUGGAUCUGUAUACCUGUGAGUUAGAUCUGACUAACCUGAUUCUGUUCUCACUUUCCAUAUCUGCCUCUCUCUUUCUCAUGGUGAUAAUGACAGCGAGUCACCUCUAUUUCUGGGAUGUGUGGUAUAUUUACCAUUUCUGUAAGGCCAAGAUAAAGGGGUAUCAGCGUCUAAUAUCACCAGACUCUUGCUAUGAUGCUUUUAUUGUGUAUGACACUAAAGACCCAGCUGUGACAGAGUGGGUUUUGGCUGAGCUGGUGGUCAAACUGGAAGACCCAAGAGAGAAACAUUUUAAUUUAUGUCUCGAGGAAAGGGACUGGUUACCAGGGCAGCCAGUUCUGGAAAACCUUUCCCAGAGCAUACAGCUUAGCAAAAAGACAGUGUUUGUGAUGACAGAUAAGUAUGCGAAGACUGAAAAUUUUAAGAUAGCAUUUUACCUGUCCCAUCAGAGGCUCAUGGAUGAAAAAGUAGAUGUGAUUAUUUUGAUAUUUCUUGAAAAGCCCUUUCAGAAGUCCAAGUUCCUCCAGCUCCGGAAAAGGCUCUGUGGGAGAUCUGUCCUUGAGUGGCCAACAAACCCGCAAGCUCACCCAUACUUCUGGCAGUGUCUGAAGAAUGCCCUGGCCGCGGACAAUCAUGUGGCCUACAGUCAGGUGUUCAAGGAAACGGUCUAGCCCUUCUUUGCAAAACACAACUGCCUAGCUUACCAAGGAGACGCCGGACUGCCUACAUUGUUUUCAUAUAUAUCACACCAAAAGCACGUUUUGAAAUUCUUUAAGAAAUGAGAUUGCCCAUAUUUCAGGGGAGUCACCAACGUCUGUCACAGGAGUUGGAAAGGUGGGAUUUAUAUAAUGCAUUGAAUCUUCUUUCUUAUCUCUCUGUGUCUCUAUUUGCACUUACGUGUCUCCCCUCCGCUCUUGUAUAAAACACUGUUGGGAAAAGAGUGUCAAGUAAAGGACAUGGGGCUGUGA